GGCUGGAGCCCCGUGAGUGGUCGGGCGUGGUGUGCAGGUCGGGGAGGCCCAGAUUGCCGCGUGGCCGGCCAGCCUUUCAAUGGAUCCUGUCCGACCACCCGUCAGGGGCCCUUCUCCUCUGCACCCAUCUCAGCGUGUUCAGAUGCCAGGCGCUUGGCCACAAGCUCCUAAACCUUUGGACUCGGCUCUGGGCAGGGCAAGACCUACAGGUAGAGGCCAUGUAUUUGGAAAGCCAGAGGAACCAAGCCCACAGGGUGGGCCAGCACAAAGGGAAUCUGUGGGUUUGGUCUCCAUGUUCCGAGGACUGGGCCUUGAAACGGUGUCCCAGACCCCUCUGAAACGGGGAAUGCCUCCUUUAGGUAGAGGCAUUUUAGGUCGAGGCUUGUCUACCCGUAUGGCGCACAAGGACAGAGACGAACCCCAUCCCACUUUUCUGGAUCCUUCGGUGUUGGCAGCUGGGGAUAGCAAGAUGGCAGAGGCCUCCAUUGGUUGGAAUAGAAUGCUUGGAAGAGGGAAUGCGGAUGUGUCUUUGUUCCCGUUGGGAAGAGCAGCUGGUGCUAUAGGCAGAGGAGUGUCUAAGACCCCCGGGGGGCUCAGCCCCACUCCUCUAGAUCCCGCCCCGCCACCCCUGCCUCCGCCCUCGCUGUGCUCUCUGGAUCGCCCUGCCCUAGGGACUGCGGAACACAAGGAAAAAGAGCUUUUUGUGAAGCAAGGAUCCAAAGGAACACCUCAGUCUUUGGGAUUAAACCUUAUCAAGAUACAGUGUCAUAAUGAGGCAGUUUAUCAGUAUCACGUGACUUUCAGCCCGAAUGUGGAGUGCAAAAGCAUGAGGUUUGGCAUGUUGAAGGACCACCAAGCUGUCACUGGCAACGUCACUGCUUUCGAUGGAGCCAUUCUCUAUCUGCCUGUAAAGCUUCAACAACUUCUUGAGUUAAAAAGUCAAAGGAAAACUGAUGGUGCAGAGAUCAGCAUUAAGAUCCAGUUGACGAAGAUCCUGGAGCCCUGUUCUGACUUGUGCAUUCCCUUCUACAAUGUUGUUUUCCGUCGGGCAAUGAAACUUUUAGACAUGAAGCUUGUGGGAAGAAACUUCUAUGACCCUGCAAGUGCUAUGGUGCUACAGCAACACAGAUUGCAGAUCUGGCCAGGCUAUGCAGCUAGCAUCCGGAGGACAGAUGGAGGCCUUUUUUUGCUAGCCGAUGUCUCCCAUAAGGUCAUUCGGAACGAUUCUGUGCUGGAUGUCAUGCAUGCCAUGUAUCAGCAGAACAAAGAAAACUUCCAGGAUGAGUGUACUAAGCAUCUGGUUGGCAAUAUUGUUAUAACCCGAUACAACAAUCGUACCUAUCGUAUUGAUGAUGUGGACUGGAAUAAGACUCCAAAAGAUAGCUUCACAAUGUCUGAUGGGAAGGAGAUCACAUUCUUGGAAUACUACAGCAAAAACUAUGGAAUCACAGUUAAGGAAGAGGACCAGCCGCUGCUGAUCCACAGGCCCAGUGAGAGACAGAAUAACCAAGGGAUGCUGCUCAAAGGUGAAAUCCUGCUGCUGCCGGAGCUCUCCUUCGUGACGGGAAUCCCUGAGAAGAUGAAGAAGGACUUCAGAGCCAUGAAGGACUUGACCCAGCAGAUCAACUUGAGCCCCAAACAGCACCAUAAUGCACUGGAAUGCUUGCUACAGAGAAUUUCAAAGAAUGAGACAGCUAGCAAGGAACUGACGCGCUGGGGACUCUGUUUGCAGAAGGAUGUGCAUAAGAUUGAAGGACGUGUUCUGCCACUGGAAAGAAUUAACUUAAGAAAUACUUCAUUUGUCACAUCUCAGGAGCUAAACUGGAUUAAAGAAGUAACCAGAGACCCUUCCAUCUUGACUGUCCCCAUGCAUUUCUGGGCACUGUUUUACCCAAAGAGAGCAGUGGAUCAGGCCCGAGAACUGGUUAACAUGUUAGAGAAGAUAGCUGGCCCCAUUGGCAUGCGCCUGAGCCCACCAGCCUGGGUUGAACUGAAGGAUGAUCGAAUAGAGACCUAUAUCAGGACCAUUCAGUCCAUGCUGGGAGUUGAGGGGAAGAUACAGAUGGUUGUUUGCAUCAUCGUGGGCACACGUGACGAUCUCUAUGGGGCCAUUAAAAAGCUGUGCUGUGUGCAGGCUCCCGUGCCCUCGCAGGUCAUCAAUGUCCGAACCAUUGGUCAGCCCACCAGGCUUCGGAGUGUGGCCCAGAAAAUUUUACUUCAGAUUAACUGUAAACUGGGUGGUGAGCUCUGGGGAGUGGAUAUUCCUCUGAAACAACUCAUGGUGAUUGGGAUGGAUGUCUACCAUGACCCCAGCAGGGGCAUGCGGUCCGUGGUUGGCUUCGUUGCAAGCAUCAAUCUCACCCUCACAAAAUGGUAUUCACGAGUGGUGUUCCAGAUGCCUCACCAGGAGAUCGUGGAUAGCCUGAAGCUGUGCCUGGUGGGCUCCUUAAAAAAGUUCUAUGAGGUAAACCACUGUCUCCCAGAGAAGAUUGUGGUGUACCGUGAUGGAGUAUCUGAUGGCCAACUAAAGACAGUUGCCAACUAUGAGAUUCCUCAGCUACAGAAGUGUUUUGAAGCUUUUGAGAAUUAUCAGCCCAAGAUGGUGGUAUUUGUAGUUCAGAAGAAAAUCAGCACCAAUCUAUACCUGGCUGCCACUGAGCACUUUGUGACUCCCUCCCCUGGGACUGUUGUAGAUCAUACGAUAACAAGCUGUGAGUGGGUGGACUUCUACCUUCUUGCCCAUCACGUACGGCAGGGUUGUGGCAUUCCUACCCAUUAUGUCUGUGUUCUCAACACUGCAAACCUGAGCCCUGAUCAUAUGCAGAGGUUGACUUUCAAACUAUGCCACAUGUACUGGAAUUGGCCUGGUACCAUCAGAGUUCCAGCUCCUUGCAAGUAUGCCCACAAGCUCGCUUUCCUGUCGGGACAAAUACUGCAUCAUGAACCAGCCAUCCAGCUGUGUGAGAACCUCUUCUUCCUGUGACGGGACAGCCAGGAUGUAGGCUAGUUAGAGGAAGCAGACUUCUGGACGCAGCCGUGACUCAUGCGGGGUCAGCAGAGACUGACGGAGUUUUGUGUUGGUGUUUUCCCUUUUGCCAACCCAGUAGAAUAAGAUUUCUGUUUUUUUCUCUUUAAUACAUAGCACCAAGAAGCGAGUUCCAUUCUAAGUGUGAGCUGGAAAUUGCCUUGUUGUUGCCUUUGUAGAGCAAAUGGGGGUAGUAUUGCCACUGCGUAGGUGGGAGUGGGUGAAUACAGGAGAACCUUUAAGAGCCUCCAAGCCAACAGGAGCUGUAGAAACCUGCCAAAGCAGCAAUUACACCUCUAAACGUUGCUUACUAAGCAGUUCCCAUUUCUGGCACCAGAGGUGAUAAUGAAUGAAGUCAUGCAAGUUUCUUAAAGUAGAGUCACUUUACUUGGGCAACUGGGAAAGGUAAUAAAAAGGCCUGUGAGGCAAAGUUUUUAAGAUAUUGCUGUUGCUGGCAAGUGUGAAAGUCAUAUAGUAAAACCAGCUGGUGGCAUAAUCAGGCCCCUCCUGCCCUGAUCUCUGGGGACUGAGUUUCUGACACUGGUGACUUGAGCUGGCUUUGAAAGGGUGUUUAGCUAUUGCUUGGCCUCCUGAGAGAGGUUGGAUGCAAUUUUUUCUGUAUAUUCCAGUUGCUUUACAGUAUACCAUGUUGAUUUCUUCCAACACACCCCACCCCUGCAAACAUGCAGGCACAUUCACAUACACACCCCUUUGCUCUUUGUUACUGAGCUUUAGUAAGUUUCAGUUUCUACAUUAAGAAUCACAACAUGUGAAAUCCAACAGCUAGGAAGGUUCAUGAAUGGGUGUUUUUCUUGAACUGUUCUCCCAGGUGUGUGGCUUUCUUGUCUGUUGAUAUAUAUAUGUUUGUAAAUUGAAUCAUUCAUUUCCCUUGCUCAAUAACCUCUUCCCGGCUGUUGGCUCAUUUUGUUAGGAAUUUUUCUGAAUCCAGGUUAAGAUUUCCAGAAGUCAGCUUUGGAAAAUCUGACACCUCUUCCAAAGUCCAGACAUUUCAGUUUAGAAAGUUGUCACCACGCCGGUAGGUUUCAGUGUUUUGGGGAAGCGCUGUUUUUUUGCGUUUAUUUUUCCCCAUUUUAAAAUCUUCUUCCAGUCCCUUCAGAGUUAAUUCAGUCUUGUUUUGCCUUAACUGGGUUUCAAAAGCCAGUUUUAUUUAACCUUUUCAAAUUUGUAUGUAUUUAUUUAUUUUUUGGUGUGACGGCAGGGAGGGGACGAAGCAGAAAUUCCCAUUUUAUGUGACAGUGUGUGAGAAGAGAAACUUUAGCUUAAAACUCCUUAGAAGACAGCGCCCAGCAGAGGUUGAGGAGCUCUGAGGCUGCUGGUCCUCAGUGUGCACUUCUGGUUUCGUCUGGAGUGCGGGACACAGGGUAAGGCUCAGACCUGGGAUUUAAAAACCACUGAAUCAACCAGAUUGGAUCACUGGCCCCUGGCUUAACAGAUCAGUUUUCUGAUUCUCUUUGGGAGUAUUUUGAACUUCUCUUUUGAAGUUGGAUUUCCUAAUAGUCGUUUUCUCUUAUAUAAUCAGAAAAGACAAAUACUUGAAUAUAAUACAAAAAUUUCUUCGCUGUUUAUUCCUAGUUUUCUUGCCUUGUUUUUUGGUCUUA
Molecule: messenger RNA, 4644 nt
Organism: Equus quagga
Lineage: Eukaryota; Metazoa; Chordata; Mammalia; Perissodactyla; Equidae
Gene: PIWIL2
Product: piwi like RNA-mediated gene silencing 2
Exons: 23
Coding region: 80-2983 (967 amino acids)
Biological process (GO): regulatory ncRNA-mediated gene silencing
Cellular component (GO): P granule
Molecular function (GO): piRNA binding; protein binding
Source: RefSeq, a predicted model, not a curated record